AUGGAUCACCAAAUAACCACUGCAAGCGACUUCACAACUACUUCAAUACCGAACCUGUACCAAUUGGAUACACUUUUAAGAUGUCACAUUUGUAAAGAUUUUCUAAAAGUCCCCGUUUUGACACCUUGUGGUCAUACAUUUUGUUCCCUUUGUAUUAGAACUCAUUUAAAUAAUCAGCCAAAUUGCCCUCUUUGCCUUUUUGAGUUCAGGGAGUCCUUGCUAAGAAGCGAAUUCUUGGUCAAUGAAAUAAUUCAAAGUUACACAUCCAUACGAUCUUCCUUACUGAAUGCACUAAAAAUACGAAAGCCUAUUCCUGUUCCCGGAAAUGAGGAAGUACCAAAUCCACAAGAUUCUUCAUUGAUAGAGGUCAUAUCAGAGUCUGAAAAUGACAGUCCAAACGCCGCUGAUGAUGAUUUGCAAAUUGUUGCAACAAGUGAAAGAAAACUCGCCAAAAGAUCCAUGACUGAUAUAUUACCACUAAGUUCCAAACCAUCUAAAAGGAAUUUUACAAUGUUCAGAAGCGAAAGAAUCAAGAAAAAACCAAAGCCAAAUGAGCAAAUGGCCCAGUGCCCCAUAUGUCAACAAUUCUAUCCUCUUAAGGCCCUUGAAAAGACACAUUUGGAUGAAUGCCUAACUUUGCAAUCGUUGGGUGAAAAACCAAAAGUUCCUACUAACUUCCCUGUUGACUCAAAAUCGCAUGACAAAGACACAUUUAAAUUCAAAGUACAAACUCCAGAAGUGGAUAAAAGUCCUAGUGAUGAGACCUCACAUGUGGAUAAAUAUUUAAAUUCAAUGACAAGCGCAGAACACCAAAGAUUACCAAAGAUCAAUUUUACGUCCAUGACUCAAUCCCAAAUAAAACAGAAACUGUCAUCGUUGGGGCUGUCAACUAACGGCACCAGACAAAACAUGAUUAAAAGAUACAAUCAUUAUGAGAUGCUUUGGAACUCAAAUUUUUGCGAUUCUCUAGAACCUGUUGAUGAAGCUGAAUUAAAAAGACAGUUGUUAAGCUGGGAUGUUUCACACAAUAAAAUGCCUCAAAAUAACAACAACAAAGGUGGAAUUUCUAAAUUAAUGAUGAUGAAAAGUAAUGGAAGAUCCUCUUCAUACAGGAAAUUACUCGAAAAUUUUAAAAACGAUAAAUUUAAUAGAAAAGGAUGGAUUGUUAUGUUUCAAAAAGAUUUCACUAGACUUAUCAGAGAAGCAAAACUGAAAAUAAAAAAAGGCUCAUCGGACGAUUCAAGUUCACCAAUGCGGACUGAUGGUGAAAAUGGUGUUGCACAAGUUCAAAGUGUCCAGGGAAUUAGGGAUCAGCAAAUGGAGGGGAACCAGGAAACUGUCAUUAACGAAGAUAAAUUGGUUAAUGAAGGAAAUUUGCCUAACGAAGAUUUAACAGAUGCCGACUUAUCAAGAGAAUUAAUGGAUUUGAAUGAAGAGAGUAAAGACCCCCCCGGUAACGAUUAA
Molecule: messenger RNA, 1464 nt
Organism: Saccharomyces paradoxus
Lineage: Eukaryota; Fungi; Ascomycota; Saccharomycetes; Saccharomycetales; Saccharomycetaceae
Gene: RAD18
Product: E3 ubiquitin-protein ligase RAD18
Exons: 1
Coding region: 1-1464 (487 amino acids)
Biological process (GO): protein monoubiquitination; DNA damage tolerance
Cellular component (GO): Rad6-Rad18 complex; nucleus
Molecular function (GO): single-stranded DNA binding; ubiquitin protein ligase activity
Source: RefSeq, a predicted model, not a curated record